GCUAACAAAUAAGCUCGCACAAAAAUGGCGGUGAGACACGUUGGGUAUAAAAACAAACCAAUGGCGUCACAAAUUCCGCUGUAAUUUCAACAAACCAAUCAAAGCUUGCUUUGAAGUUCGAGCUCCCAAUUUGACGGCCAUGGGAAAUUCAAGGAUUUCAGUAAUCCCUCUCCUCUUUUUCUUCUUCCUAUUAGCCAACUCCGCUCCAAUUACACAUCUCCCUGGUUUCUCCGGUUCUCUCCCUUCCAAGCACUACUCUGGGUAUGUGGAAAUCAAUAAGGAGCACGGCAGGAAUCUCUUCUAUUACUUCGUUGAAUCGGAGAGAAAUCCGGUUGAAGAUCCGGUGGUUCUUUGGCUCAAUGGCGGCCCUGGAUGCUCCAGUUUCGAUGGAUUCGUUUAUGAACACGGACCAUUCAACUUUGAAGCAGCAAGCACCCCGGGCGGCCUUCCAACACUUCAUCUUAAUCCAUACAGCUGGUCGAAGGUCUCCAACAUCAUAUAUUUGGAUUCGCCUGCUGGAGUUGGGUUUUCUUAUUCAAAAAAUGAAUCUGACUAUACUACCGGUGAUGUGCAAACUGCUCUUGAUUCACAUAAGUUUCUCCUUGAGUGGUUCAAACUGUUCCCUCAGUUCCUGCCUAACCCAUUUUACAUUGCUGGAGAGUCAUAUGCAGGAAUAUAUGUGCCAACUCUUGCCACCCAAGUUUUUAAAGGAUUAGAGACUGGUGUAAAGCCCAUUCUGAAUUUCAAGGGUUACUUAGUUGGAAAUGGAGUUGCAGAUGAUCUCAUUGAUGGAAAUGCUCUUGUUCCAUUUGCCCACGGGAUGGGCCUGAUCUCUGAUGAGCUGUUUCAGGCCGUUGAAGAAACAUGCAAAGGGAACUACUAUGAACCCAGUGAUAAUGCCUGUAGGGACAAGCUUGACAGAGUUGAUGAGUUGAUUGAUGACUUAAACAUAUACAACAUUUUGGAACCUUGCUACCAUGCCCCGGAGAAGAUAAGGACUGUAAAUAUCGAGUUGCCAAGCAGCUUCCGAUUGCUCGGUGAGACCGAGAGGCCACUUGCUGUGAGGAAAAGGAUGUUUGGUCGAGCCUGGCCACUCAGGGCUCCUGUGAGAGCAGGCAUUGUUCCAAGUUGGUCAAAACUUCUUGAUAGCCUCGAAGUUCCAUGCACUAGCGAUGAAGUUGCAACGGCAUGGUUGAAUAAUGAAGCAGUGAGGAAAGCAAUCCAUGCAGACACAAGUUUGUCGGGCACCUGGGAGCUGUGCACUGAUAGACUUGAUUUUGACCAUGAUGCUGGAAGCAUGAUCCCAUUCCACAGAAACCUUACCUUGAAAGGAUAUCGAGCUCUUAUUUACAGUGGCGAUCAUGAUAUGUGUGUUCCAUUCACUGGGAGCGAAGCGUGGGUUCGAUCACUUGGAUACAAGGUCAACGACCCAUGGAGGCCAUGGAUGUCGAACGAACAAGUUGCCGGGUACUUGCGAGGCUACGAAAACAAUCUCAUUUUUCUUACCGUCAAGGGAUCUGGACAUACCGUACCUGAGUACAAGCCACGUGAAGCUUUAGAUUUUUACCAGCGAUUUUUAGCUGGAGAAGCAAUUUGAGAAAGGGUAAUGUUUGCUGUAAUUGUACUCUACUAUGUUAGAACUUGAUAAAUAAAUCACAAGAACACCGUUAGUUCUUGCUCUGUGCUUUAGGCUAUAUGCAUUAUCCUAUGAAACUAAGCCCAUUCAAAUAUUGCCACAUUUGUUUUUGUGAAGGCCAAGGCUUGAGGCUAUUUUAGGAGGGGAAGGAGUUUAGGUCAGAUGACCAUAGGGUUGUACGCAGGUCGGUUCGGUUUGGUUUGGUUUAUGGACAAAACCGAAGUUGAACUGUAAAAAUUGAAGUAGGAAAUGAGCAAACUGAGUUGAUUCAUUUCUUUUU
Messenger RNA from Cucumis sativus (cucumber), 1916 nucleotides. RefSeq names its product serine carboxypeptidase-like 20. The coding region runs from base 140 to 1597 and encodes 485 amino acids. Gene Ontology annotation, biological process: proteolysis; secondary metabolic process. NCBI's taxonomy places the organism in Eukaryota, Viridiplantae, Streptophyta, Magnoliopsida, Cucurbitales, Cucurbitaceae. The record is from RefSeq and is a predicted model, not a curated record. The transcript is spliced from 14 exons. Gene Ontology annotation, molecular function: serine-type carboxypeptidase activity; acyltransferase activity, transferring groups other than amino-acyl groups.